AUGGUAUUAGAGGUAAAUGGUAAAAUUAUCACGGAUUCACAGCAAAUGGCAGGUCUUUGGUCAAAUUAUUUUGAACAGUUAGCAACACCUUCAGAAGAUAAUGAGAAUUUCGAUCGAAUUCACCGAAUUGAAAUUGAAAAUGAUAUCGUAGAAAAAUCAAAGAAUGCUCUAGGCUGUAUAGUUACUGUACCGUUAACAACUCAGGAAAUUUCGGAGGUUAUUAGAGGCCUACCAAAGGAAAAAGCCCCCGGAUAUGACGGAAUCACGUAUGAGCACCUAAAAUUUGGCGGAGAAAUGAUCAUACAUGCAUUAUUAAAUCUUUACACUUGUAUUAUCGAUAGAGAAGAGAUUCCAAGUUCAUUUGAAUUGGCAGUUAAAAUCCCAAUUUCUAAGGGCAAUAAGAAAACACACAUGUUUGAUGAUCAUCGAGGAAUAAGUCUCCUGCCGUGUGUUAAUAAAAUCUUGGAACGUAUAGUAUUGUCACGAUUACAAAAGCAACAAAAUUGUCUCCAUCAUUCGCUCCAGGGUGGAUAUAAAAAACAAAAAGAUGCUCUCACGACAUGUUUUGCAAUUGAAGAGGUGCUAAAUCACUGUUCCGAGGACAAUGAUAAAGUCUAUGCAGCCUAUAUGGACAUCUCAAAAGCUUUUGACACUAUGUGGAUUAAUGGAAUGGUUUACAAGCUAAACUACACCGAAGGGGUAACUGGUAAACUUGGCGGCUCAUACGAAAUUGGUACUUGA
Molecule: messenger RNA, 741 nt
Organism: Paramuricea clavata
Lineage: Eukaryota; Metazoa; Cnidaria; Anthozoa; Malacalcyonacea; Plexauridae
Source: the annotation of a GenBank genome assembly